Molecule: messenger RNA, 3315 nt
Organism: Cetraspora pellucida
Lineage: Eukaryota; Fungi; Glomeromycota; Glomeromycetes; Diversisporales; Gigasporaceae
Source: the annotation of a GenBank genome assembly
AUGCAAAUCUUUGUAAAGAGCUUGACUGGCAAAACCAUCACCUUCACAGUUGAACCAACUGACUCUGUUGAAUGUAUAAAACGAAAGAUUCAAAAUAAGGAGAGAGGAAUUCCUUUAAACCAGCAACGUCUAAUAUUCUCUGGCAAACAACUUGAAGACAGUCACGCGCUUUCUGAUUAUAAUAUUCAAAAGGAGUCAACUCUUCAUCUCUCAUUAAGCCUCUUAGGUGGCAUGCGAGUACUAGCUAAUACUCCACUUACGAGUCGCAGCGCGAGUAGUCUUGAUGAAGUGACUCUAAAAUUAGAAAAAAGAUUGAUAUCUGAAAAUGCUAGAUCAACAGAUGAAAUAUGCAUGUCUAUCGGACAGAAGCUUGAUAACGAUCAUAGUUACCGUGAUGGUGUCUUGGAGUUAGCUGAUAAUUUAGAUCGCGUGUCGAUUGGUAGUUUAAUGGAACAUAACAUAAUCAAUAAGUUAUUGAAUUCAUUUUCUGAAAAUGACAAGAUAUCAACGUUCUAUGAUGAAAUAAUUAAGCCCUUCGUUGAAAGUGAAGUUGAUUGGAAUAAGUCCUCAUUUGGAAAAUUGAUCCAACAACUAUUAAGAGAAUUAGAUGAUGCACUUAAAUAUUAUCGUUAUUACACGCUUAAUCCGGAUCAACUAUUCAGUGUGCUUUCUAGCCGCUUCAAUAUAAAGUUUAUUGCAAUGGACAAUCCUAGUCAAACGAUAAGAAGUAAUGUUGGACCAUGUGAGCGAUUUAGAGACAUCUCACGAAGGUUAGCUCGACAGAUCAAUAGAACCACAAUGUCUCGAGAUCACCUGAGUGCUCGUCGUCGUCAUAUUCCCACAGAAUCUUUAGAACCAGAAACUUCUCGUCGUCAUAUUGUACCUUCAGCAAUACAACAGGGCUUCUCUACUUUGGAAGAGCUCUUUGCUGAUGAACCUGAGACUUUUACAAAUGAGCCAAGUAAUAAGAAGCGCAGAGUACAUCAGAGUUCUUCUACAAGUUCUGAUACUCAGGAGAUCGAGGGUAGCACAUCACGAAAUGAGAGGGGAGAAUCUUCUGGAACAUCUCGUCGUCAUGGAAUACCUUUGGUUCAACAUAGUUUUUUGGAAGAAUUGUUUGAAGAUGAACCAGAUUUAUUUGGAGAUAUACAAGAAUAUAUGAUAGGACGCAGGUCUCAACAAGUUGGUGAGGGAUCAACUAAUCAAGGAGAAGCAAGCACAUCAACACGAAAUACAAGAGAAGAUGUAGUAACCAGUGAUAAAAAUGGGACUGACGGUGAGGGUGAAUCAGAAGGCUCAUUCGAAAUUGGUCGUCGUUUAGAUAAUUCAACAGAAGUCACUUUAGGUGGUAGGAGUAAUAAUGAUGGAUCUGAUGAUGAUUUAGAAGAUGAACAAGAAAAUGAUGGAUUGGAAGAAAGCGAGCUGGAUGAAAGUGAAUCGGAAGUCGGAUAUUUUGAACGAGCACGUGAACCUGUAGGAAACCAAGUGUCAAAUGGUUCAUCAUCAUCACUGUCGCAAAGUCAAAAUUCAGGUGAGGUCGAAGAUGAAUUAUUUGAUGAUGAUGAACAACAUGAUCUUUUCGACCCACCAAAUGAUGAUGACAAUGAAUCCUAUGAAGAAUCAGAUGAUGAAAUUGAUUGGCAUCUAGAGUUCUAUGUUGAUGACCUGCGUAUAAAUUUUGAUUCUACAUUAUUUGAGGUCAUUUAUCGGCAUUUGUCACGAACCAAUGUCGAGCAAUCCAAAGAAAAAUUUUGGAAUAACGAUGAUGAAUAUAUAAUUAAAUUUAAAAAAGUGGUAUCUGCUCUUCCACCAUUCCCAGAUCAUUAUGUUCCUACUAAAUUAGGGACUGGAAACGAUGCUUAUGUGGAGCUUGUCACGAGAUUUAUGGCAAUUCUCCAUUCUACUUACGCAGAUGCUGUUUCAGUUGAUAAAUAUGAUCCUAGUCCGUUCGUGUCACAAGAGCUAGAAACACAUAUUGAUAUCGUUGUAAACCCGGUUUCUAUUUUGACGCGAGUUUUUCCUGACGCGUUUCUCAAAAUUUGUUCUGAAGUCCCGUUCUUACUUAACCCAAUGAAGCGUCAUGAAUUCUUCAUCGGUAAGACCUUUGGUUUACUUUAUCCCGAAAGGUUUGGAAUAGACAUUAAUAAUGCUCGUAAGGUGUUAAAUUUGAUUCGUCAAGUUCUUCCUGGACCUAUGCAGGCGACACCAUCUAUAUCUAUGGACAAUUUGUUUGGGUGGGUUCGUCAACAUUUUGAAAAAUAUGCAGUUACAGGGUCAAGACUCAGUGUUCAAUUCGAAGGAGUUGGGGGGAUUGGAGAUGGUGUGGCCCGUGAAUUUUUUUCUAAAUUAUCACUUGAAUUUUCACAAAUUUGCCGGAAAAUGUGGGUUCAUGACGUAAAAUACAAAAAGCCAUACAAACAAAAUGACCCUAUUGAUAAUGAUAAUGGAUUAUAUCCAGCUUUAAUGGAUGAAAUUGAUGAAAAAAUGGAUGGAGAAUCGAAAGAAGGAAUUGAAACACUUCUUGGUCAAUAUGUUGCAAAAGUUAUAUACGAUGAUCGAAUGAUUAUAUUAAGAUUGAACAGGACUUUCAUCGAUAUUUUGUUACAUCCAGAACAUUUGUUACGAAAAUUUCCACAGGGAAUCGAUCUAAGUGAGGAAGACUGCUUGAAAGUCGUUGAGCUGAUUGAGUCUGUCUAUCCAUCAUUUGGAUCUAACCUACGGAAGAUACUUAAUAAUAUUGACCUUGACGAAAAAGAUUGUAUUCCAUACGACGUUAUGACUGGUCGUACGACGUCGGUAGUUGGACCCGACGGAAAAAAGAGAGAGCAGCCAUAUAGCAUUAAUCAUGGUGACGAUUCGGAUGAGUGGGCCAAAGCCUUUAAAGAAGGAUUUAACCGGGUAUUUCCUAUUGAAGUCAUGCAGGAAUAUACUUCGACAGAGUUCGCAUUAUAUUUUCUGCAUCAAGGAGGUGAUGGCGAUUGGAGUAUAGAAACACUACGGCAGUAUGUCCAACCAUAUGAUGCUAAUACCAACAAUGAAGAAGUCGAAAAAGUAAUCCAGAUAAUGGCAGAAUAUGAUACAGACAACCGAAAGAGAUUUUUACGUUUUGCAACAGGAAGCUCGAAACUUCCAAUUGGAGGGUUUGAAGCCUUGAAUCUAAAAGUAUUUAGAGAUUCUGGCUUGGAUGAACGUGCGUUGCCUAAGGCUCGUACGUGUUUCAAUAGGCUUAUUAUUCCACCGAAUAAUUCGAAAGAGGAAUUAAUUAGAAAAUUGGAAUUUGCAUUUGCAAAUUGUCCUGAUAUUGAUCGAGGCUAA